AUGUCCGACCCCACGCCCAGCUGCACCGUCACCACCUGCCCGAAGCCCGGCACCCUCCGCUGCACCGACGCACACUACCUCGAGCCCUGCCCGCUCCGCGACUACGCACUAUCACGUGUACGCGCCGGGGGUGGCGACCUCCCCCUCAACCCCCUCGCGGAGCGGUGUCUGGGCUGGCCCGUGAACGGCGACGUGGCCGUCGUGCGGUCGUCGACCAUCGAGGUCAAUCACUACGAGGACGCGUUCUCGGCGAAUGACUUCAUGCGCACGCUGGCGUACCACCGCGCGGAUCGCCCGGUCAAUGGCAUGAGUGACCGCCAGCGGAGGGAGAGGGAGAGGUACGCCGGGAAGUUUGGGUUGGAUGAGAGCUUUUUGCCGCCGGGUUUUCCAUGAUCCCUUCGGCGGUGGGUGUCUUUGGAGGAGUGGUUUGGGUGGUGGAUGGGGGCGUUUGGGAUCAAG
Messenger RNA from Aspergillus japonicus CBS 114.51, 459 nucleotides. RefSeq lists its product as uncharacterized. The coding region runs from base 1 to 393 and encodes 130 amino acids. Lineage: Eukaryota; Fungi; Ascomycota; Eurotiomycetes; Eurotiales; Aspergillaceae. The record is from RefSeq and is a predicted model, not a curated record. The transcript has 3 exons.